Carica papaya (papaya) is the source of this 1508-nucleotide messenger RNA. Lineage: Eukaryota; Viridiplantae; Streptophyta; Magnoliopsida; Brassicales; Caricaceae. The record is from RefSeq and is a predicted model, not a curated record.
AUAUUAUUUCUCCUGCAGCAAUUGCUGAUAGCUUCUAGAAAUCUAGAGUUCUUUACAAAUGGAUAUCGCUACCUCAUUCAGAUUCUUCCAGCUGCUGUUGUUGCUCCCAUGUACUUCUCAGGGAAAAUAGAGUUUGGUGUAAUUAAUCAGUCUGUAUCUGCUUUUAAUCAUAUUCUCGGAGACAUCUCACUCAUUGUCUACCAGUUUCAAGCUAUCAGUGCAUUUUCAGCGGUCAUUGAUCGACUAGGGGAAUUUAAUGAUGUUCUGGAUGGCAGCGGCUCUAAACAACUCUAUGAUUCCCCAGAAGAGAUUAAUCUUAUCUACUGCAAUGUCAAGAGCUCAUCCUUGUUGGAGUCUAGUGGCUCGGUGCUUUCAGAUCACUGUCAAAAGUUACUGCAUAUUGAAAACCUGACUCUACAGACGCCAAUAAACAAAGCUGUAUUACUUAUGGAUUUGUCAUUGGUGAUUAACUGCAAAGAGCAUUUAUUGGUGAUGGGACCCAGUGGGGAGUGUAAAACUUCUUUGUUAAGAGCAAUGGCUGGGCUUUGGAGUACUGGAAGAGGAAAAAUCACAUUUUAUUUUGAGGAUGAAAAUGAGAAUCCACCAUCAACUUUAGAUAUUUCUUCUCUUGAAGAAAAAUCUGUGCAUAGUACGGAUGAGGAAUCUAGCAGGCAUGUAAAUGGAAAAUCUACAAGUGCAUUCUUCCUUCCUCAAAGACCAUAUAUGGUUCUUGGAACACUUCGGCAGCAGUUGCUUUAUCCUAUGUGGAUUGAAGAUGUGGUGCUGACCUCAGAUGCUGCUAAACCACCUGGUUCCUUGCCUUUCUUGAUGAGGACAUCAAACUCUAAUAAACCCAGAACAGAUGAUCUUAUACGUAUUUUAGAAGAUGUCCGGCUUGGCUACAUACUGCCUCGAUUUGGAGGUCUGGAUUCGACAUGUGAAUGGUCCAGUGUUCUCUCCCUUGGUGAGCAACAACGUCUUGCUUUUGCACGUUUAUUGCUUGCAAGACCCAAGCUGGCUCUACUAGAUGAAUCUACCAGUGCUUUAGACAAAGCCAAUGAGGUCCAUUUAUACAGGAAAAUUGAAGCCGCAGGCAUCACAUAUAUCAGCAUUGGCCACCGAGAAACCCUAUAUGAUUAUCAUAACAAGAUCCUACGUAUAUCUACAGCAGAACCUGAAACUACUAAACGUAAUUGGUGCCUUGAGGCCAUUGAACGCGAUAUUCAUAGUUUACCAAGGCAACAUUAGUGGAACUGGUUAUAUAUCCUCUCUUUGCACAGACAGUUCCAAGCUUAGUAUCCCAGCCUUUAGAAUCGCCAGGAAAGAAAAAUCAAACAAUAGGCAGGGACUGUCAGCCUAUGCGUGAGCAUUAGCUAAGGAAAAAAGAAAUGCCUUUUAUUUUCUAGGAUUAUGUAUUAAUACAAAAAUCAAACAAUAUUAUUACAAUUUAUUUUACAGUAUAUAUUUAGUUUAGCUUUUUUAGAAAAUAAAAAUUUUAUUUAAAACGA